Vanrija pseudolonga is the source of this 4715-nucleotide messenger RNA. RefSeq names its product ABC transporter G family member. Gene Ontology annotation, biological process: transmembrane transport. Gene Ontology annotation, cellular component: membrane. Gene Ontology annotation, molecular function: ATP binding; ATP hydrolysis activity; ABC-type transporter activity. The coding region runs from base 1 to 4578 and encodes 1525 amino acids. NCBI's taxonomy places the organism in Eukaryota, Fungi, Basidiomycota, Tremellomycetes, Trichosporonales, Trichosporonaceae. The record is from RefSeq and is a predicted model, not a curated record. The transcript is spliced from 9 exons.
AUGGUCGGCAUCCAGCGCCACCCAGACGGCCCAACACGCAUCGCGAUCCUCGGCGCAGGCUACGCGGGCGCGACGGCCGCCAUCGCGCUGCAGCGCCUCGGGGCCAACCUCGACAUAUCAGUGUUUGACGGCGCGAGCGCCCUGCGCGAGGUCGGCGCCAGCAUCGGGCUACAGGCGUGCGCGCUGCGCGCCCUCGACAAGCUCGGGCUAGGCGACGAGGUCGAGGAGAUAGCCUACCGCCACGGCGCGCAGCCGCUGACCCACCGACACUGGAAGACGGGCGAGGUGCAGCAUACGCCGCUGCCUGAUCCACUGCCGGAGGAGCGCCACCAGAUGGCGCGCUUCGCGAGGGCACACUUGCACCAGCUCCUCCUGGCCCAUGUCGACGCGCCGGUGCAGGUCGGCAAGCGCGCGACGCAGGUCACCGUCGAGGAGGGCGGCGUGAGGGUCCUCUUUGCGGACGGCACGGCGUGGGAGGGCGAUGCGGUGAUCGGCGCCGACGGGAUCCACUCGGCCACCCGCAAGGCCUUCUACCCCGACUUCAAGAUCGACCCAGGCAACGGCGUGACCCUGCGCGGGAUAUUCGACGCGUCGUUGCUCGAGGGCACCGAGGGGGUCGACCUGCCCAAGGAGUCGUGCCACUGGCUGGGACCCGACCGGGCCUUCUUCACGAGCCCGCUGAAACGCGGGCUCUACGCGCACGUCGCGUUCCUCCCCAACCAUCUCAUCCCGACCGUCACGCGCGAGUGGGACGCCAAGACCGAGAUCGACUACGCCGCGCUCUACGCGCACUGGUACCCGCCCAUCGCGGCGCUCACGCGCGUCGCGCCAGAGGUGCGCGUGUUCCCAGACUACAACGGGCCCGCGCUGCCGUCGCUUGUCGUCGGCGGCGGGCGCGGCGUGCUCCUCGGCGACGCGGGGCACUGCCACGGCGGCGCGUUCGCCGCCGGCGGCACGCUCGCCAUCGAGGACGCGUACACGCUCGGACUGGCAGUCAAGGCUGCGCUUGACCGCGCGCGUGCUGCUGGGCGCGCGGCGUUGCAGGCCGAGGACCUCGCGUUCGCGUUCGACCUGUUUGAUAAGGCCCGCCUCGCACACGUGAACCGCCUGCUCAAGGCCGCUAGCGAGCUCCGCAAGGCCAAGAAGCACACCGAGGGCCAGAUCCUCACCGAGGAGGAUAUCGAGGCGUACGUCCAUCGCCAUGUGGACAUCACCUGGGUCAGCGAUAACGACGCCGACGCCGUCUUCGCCAAGGUGCUGGCGGAAGCUGAGGCAGAGGCCUCGGAACGCGCGGGCUUCGGCGCUAUCGCCAAGCGGCAUACGGCGGCGAGCGAGGAGCUGCUCGACCUCCGAGGGUCCGAGCUCAUCCCCCCACGCCGGCCGCCGGCCGACAAGGACAAGUGCCCGCCGUGCUUCAACUGCCUGCUGCCUGCCUUCAACUGCGGCCAGUUUGGCGAAUGUAACCAGUACGACGGGCAGUGUCGCUGUCCUCCCGGCUUUGGUGGCCAGGACUGCCUGACCCCGCUGUGUGGAUCACUCAAGGACGGAGACGCGCGCUUCCCUCGGCCCGAUGGCAAGCUGUGUGACUGCAGCGACGGGUGGGGAGGCAUCAACUGUAAUGUGUGCAAGGACGACUCGGCGUGCAAGGGCUUCAAACUCCGUAACCCCAUCGACGGCACUUUCGACGAGCCCGAAGGCGGUGACGACGACGACCCGUCGCAGCAGAUGGUGUGCUACAAGGGCGGCCUGACUGUCGACCGCUCGUUCCAGAUGUGUGACGUGACGAACCGCAAGAUUAUCGACACGAUCCCGGACCAGAAGAAGCCGCAGGUGACGUUCAGCUGUAUCGCCGCCGAGCCCGAGACGAACGUGUCUUCCCCAGCGGUCAACUUUGGCGGGCUCGGCAGUGACUUUGGCAUGUCGACGCUCGAGGACAAGGCGUCGAUGGGCACCUGCGGCUUCCAGUUCUGGGUGGACCGCAUCGAGUCGUUCUACUGCAAGCUCGAGCAGUGCCAGUGGUUUGCCGAGGAGACGCCGGGUGCCAACGAGACGCACUUCAACUGCGAGAAGAUCGAGUGUGCGUGUAUCCCCGGCCGCUUCCUGUGCGGCGAGAACGGCAGUGUCAACAUUGACGACUUCCUCAACGAGGAGGUCAAGGGCCCCGGCUCGUUCAACUGCGUCUCGGGCCAGGGCUGCACGUUCGAGGAGCCGGCCAUGAACCAGCUCAUCAACGACAUUUUCGGCGACAAGGCCAUCACGCUCGACUGUGACUCGGGAGAGUGCCUCCACUACAGCCAGGUGCCGGGCUACUCGCCCCCCGCGCAGGCUGACAACUCGUUCCUCGUUGCGUUGAGCGCGGCGCUCGCCCUGGCGAUCUUUGCCGCUGCUUGUUUACGUGGGUUUGGGAUAUCGAGCAUGGCUGACCGCGCAGUGUUGUGGUACCUCGGCCGCACGCGCCGCAACCCGCCGGGUUUCGCUGGUGUCAAGCUCCCCGAGGACGAGGCCGCCAAGCUCAUGGCUGACCACGUCCCUGCUACCCUCCACUUCUCCAACAUCUCCUACACGCUGCCCAAGGGCCGUCAGGUGCUGUCCCAUGUGACCGGCACUGUGCGCCCAGGCGAGAUCUUGGCCAUCAUGGGCGCGUCGGGUGCCGGCAAGUCGACGCUGCUUGAUAUCCUCGCGCGCAAGGACAAGCGUGGAAAGGUCGAAGGCGUCACGUAUGUCAACGGCCGCCAGAUCGACAACGCGGUGUUCAGACGCGUCUCGGGCUUUGUGGACCAGGAGGACACGCUACUUCCCACGCUUACCGUCUACGAGACAAUCCUCUACUCCGCCCUCCUCCGCCUUCCCCGUGACAUGAGCUACGAGGCAAAGGUGUACCGCACGCUCGAGACGAUGAACGAGCUGGGUAUCUUGGGCAUCAAGGACUCGCGCAUCGGCGAGAGCGGCAAGCGGUCCAUCUCGGGCGGUGAGAAGCGCCGUGUGUCUAUCGCUUGUGAGCUGGUCACUGGGCCAUCGAUCCUGUUCCUCGACGAGCCGACCUCGGGCCUGGACAGCUACAACGCGUACAACGUCAUCGACAGCCUCAAGACGCUUGCCAAGCAGUACCGCCGCACGGUCAUCUUCACCAUCCACCAGCCCCAGUCGAAUAUUGUCGCGCUGUUCGACCGCCUGCUCGUGCUCGCCAGAGGCCAGCUGGUCUACUCUGGCGAGGCGAUCAAGGCCCAGGAGCACUUUGAGGGCGUCGGAUACGUCUGCCCGCCGGGCUACAACAUUGCGGACUACCUCAUUGACGUGACUGUCGAGGCUGCGGGCGACAGCCGCAGAGGGAACGGCAACGGCAGAAACGGCAGCGGCACUGACGCUCCGGGACACUCGAGAAUCGACGUUGAGGGCGAUGCCGAGUCUGGCUUCGCUGGCCGCUCCCGAACUCCGGUGGACACUGGUGGUACUUCGACGCCUCUCCCAACCGCCAUCCAGCACAAGGCGGCGCGCCUGCUCGGCUUCUCGACGCCCGGAGCCAGCGGGGUCUCCACCCCCGGUGUCGCGCUCGACUCGGAAGGCGUGCCCCAGGUGCCUGAAGCGCUAGCCGCUCUCGUGGUUGCCAACCGCGCCGGCGACGCGACCAAGAUUGUCGAGGCGGAGAUCACCCGUAUCCAGUCGGGUGAGACGGCGGACGGCGAGGAGCGCAACGUCGAGGACGAGUUUACGGAGCUGCACAUCAAGGGCUACAAGAAGGCAUCGUUCGGCACGCAGUUCAUCCUGCUCUCGGGACGCGCGUUCAAGAACCUCUACCGCAACCCCCUGCUCAUGGGCACGCACUACAUCGUCGCGGUCGUCGUGGCGCUCCUGUGCGGCUUCUUCUUCUACCAUGUGACCAACGACAUUCCCGGUUUCCAGAACCGUCUGGGCCUGUUCCUCUUCAUCCUCUCGCUCUUUGGCUUCUCCACCCUCUCAUCCCUGGGUAUCUUUGCAAACGAGCGCAUGCUGUUCAUGCGUGAGCGCGCCAACGGGUACUACUCGCCUGCGGCCUACUUCCUCUCCAAGGUGCUGUUUGACAUCAUUCCGCUGCGUGUCAUCCCGCCGUUUGUGCUCGGCUCGAUCGUGUACGGCCUCGCGGGCCUCAACCCGGAUGUCGCGAGCUUCUGGAAGUUUAUCCUCAUCCUGGUGCUGUUCAACCUGUCUGCUGCGGCGAUCGUGCUCUUCCUGUCCGUCGCGAUCGCCGACUCGGGCGUCGCAAACCUGCUGGGCUCGCUCGUGAUGCUUUACAACCUGCUGUUCGCCGGCCUGCUCAUGAACUAUGACCGCGUGCCCCACGGCCUCAAGUGGAUGCAGACGCUGUCGUUCUUCCACGCGGCGUACGAGGCGCUGCUGGUCAACGAGCUGCGGUACCUGCAGCUCAUUGAGCACAAGUUUGGGCUCGACAUCCAGGUGCCGAGUGCUACAAUCCUGUCAUCGUUUGGCUUCCAUGCCCAGGCGUUUUGGUUCCCGGACACGACGCUGCUGGUGGUCGUCUUUGGCGUCUUCAUCAUCGCAUCGUACGUUGUGCUCGAGGUGUUUGUCAAGGAGCGGCGUUAGGUGUUAGGCAAGGACAGUGAGCUCCGGCAUGUCUGCAUACGAUACCUAGCGGGUGUACGAAGUAGAUGGUCGCGAGGGAGUGGAGGAGGUGGCUGUCGAGACGGAUGUCGAAUGCAGCAGUAAUUCUAGUAGACCAA